Messenger RNA from Pichia membranifaciens NRRL Y-2026, 1973 nucleotides. RefSeq lists its product as hypothetical. Lineage: Eukaryota; Fungi; Ascomycota; Pichiomycetes; Pichiales; Pichiaceae. The record is from RefSeq and is a predicted model, not a curated record. Gene Ontology annotation, cellular component: nucleolus. The transcript has 2 exons. Gene Ontology annotation, molecular function: GTP binding. The coding region runs from base 52 to 1656 and encodes 534 amino acids.
GAACAUAUACCUCGGUAAAUUGCGUUGAAACCAGCAUUGACUUGAACUGCAAUGGCUACCGGAAAGACAGAGAAGGCACGUCGUCAAAGACAGGGGGAUCUCAGAGAUGGUAACCUCCGUGUCAAGGGUGAGAAUUUCUACAGAGAUGCAAAGAAGGUCAAACAUCUGAACAUGUAUAAAUCCGGAGGUGCAGUCCGUAAUGCUAAAGGUGAGGUCAUAAAAGCUGCCUAUUUACAAGACACGAAAACACCUACCGCCAGAGUUGAUCCAAACAGAAGGUGGUUUGGAAACACCAGAGUCAUUGCUCAAGAUGCAUUGUCUCACUUUAGAGAUGCAAUGGCCGACAAACAACACGACACUUACUCUGUGCUUUUGAAGAGAAAUAAGUUGCCAAUGUCUUUGCUAGACGAAAAGGAUGCCACCGAAUCUCCUAGUGCAAAAAUCUUAGAAACUGAGACUUACGCUAGUACGUUUGGUCCUAAGGCCCAGAGAAAGAAAUCCAACAUUGCAGCAUCCUCGUUAGAAGAAUUGGCUGAUAUCACCAGCAAGGAUAAUGAGAAAUUCGAAGAGGAGCAGAUAUUGAAACCAACUCUCGGGUUGAUGGGCGGAGUGGACACCGACGACUACACGGCCGAAGCCAAAGAAUACAUUUUCUCCAAGGGUCAGUCGAAGAGAAUCUGGAAUGAGUUGUACAAGGUCAUUGACUCUUCCGAUGUCAUUAUCCAUGUGUUGGAUGCAAGAGAUCCAUUAGGAACAAGGUGUACUUCAGUUGAACAAUAUGUCCAAAAGGAAUGUCCUCACAAGCAUUUGAUCUAUGUAUUGAACAAGUGUGAUUUAGUCCCAACGUGGGUUGCCGCUGCCUGGGUUAAACAUUUAUCCAAAGAUUACCCAACAUUGGCGUUCCACGCCUCGAUUACCAACUCCUUUGGUAAGGGUUCAUUAAUCCAGUUACUUCGACAAUUCUCAGUUCUUCACAAGGACAGAAAGCAAAUUUCCGUUGGGUUCAUUGGAUAUCCAAACACUGGUAAGUCCAGUAUCAUCAACACUUUGAGACGUAAGAAGGUCUGCCAGGUCGCUCCAAUUCCUGGUGAAACAAAGGUCUGGCAGUACAUCACAUUGAUGAAAAGAAUCUUUUUGAUUGACUGUCCAGGUAUUGUUCCACCGUCAACUAAGGACUCGCAGUCCGAUAUUUUAUUCAGAGGUGUGGUCAGAGUCGAACAUGUUUCCCACCCAGAACAGUACAUACCCGACCUACUAGCCAAGUGCCAGAGGAAGCAUUUGGAGAGAACGUACGAGAUAAGCGGUUGGAAGGACUCCGAGGACUUCAUAGAAAUCUUAGCCAGAAAGACAGGUAAGCUCCUUCGCGGUGCCGAACCAGACGAGACUGGUGUUGCAAGACAGGUCAUUCAGGACUUUAACCGUGGAAAGAUCCCUUGGUUUGUUCCUCCUCCUGAGGAUACUGAAGUCAGAACAGGCGAUGACAAGAAGGCCCACCACAAGAGAAAGAGAGCCGAAAGGGAAGCAGCUGCAUUGGCGGCUGAACAAGAAGAAUACAACGAUGAAGUUGAGGAUCUCGAAAAGGCUGAAGGUUCAGCUUCAGAAGAGGCCGAGGACGCCAAGGAAGAGGAACGUCCGACUAAGAAGGCCAAGGUGUGAUCUAGGUCCGACCCCAUUCCACCUCUCUUUCACUUCAUUUUCACUUCUGUCGCCGCUACAUUCGCAAUGUUCAACCUUUGCCGUUCUGUUUUGCUAAUCUUAUCUAUAUUAUAACAUGUAAAUUAUCUCUUUCAUAUUUACAGUAUCAAUUAACCCAUUCUUUCGACGCAUAUGAACCUACCCUCUAUCGUUAUCUCCUAUCUUGGCUUGAAGAUCACAGAUGCUUUUUUUGAUCGAUUGACCCAGCCAAAGUGUUGCAAAGACCGGAAUUGGUCAUUUUCAGGAAACACUGUGGUUCAGCAAUGGUCUAACAGCAA